AUGAAGAUACAUGAACAAGUUUUAGAGAAAAGAAUAAGGAAUGAAGCAUCAAUAAGUGAAGAACAAUUUGGGUUUAUGCUGGGAAAUGGUACAGUAGAUGCAAUUUUUGCACUGAGACAAACAAUGGAGAAAUAUGCAGAAAGACAUGGAAGGCUACACCUAGUAUUUAUUGAUCUGAAGGCAUAUAAUUGGGUACCUAGGCAAGAAAUGCAGAGAUGUGUGAGAGAGAAGGGUGUUUCAGAAAAGUAUGUUAAAGUAGUCCAGGAUAUGAAUGCAGAGGUUACCACUCAAGUAAGAAGCAAUGAGGGGACAACAGAAAAGUUUAGUGUCAGAGUUGGUUUACAUCAAGGUUCAACUCUCGGCCCCUACAUCUUUGACUUUGUGAUGGAUGUUAUUACAUCAGAUGUUAGAGAAGAAGUCCCAUGGGCUGUGAUGUUUGUUGAUGUUCUUUUGGUGAACUUGACUAUAGAAGGGGUGGAGAUAAAACUAAAGUUGUGGAGACAAGCACUUGAAGAUCGAGGUUUAAGGAUAAGCAGAGCUAAGACAGAAUAUCUGUGGAUGGGAGGGGAAGGAAAACAGGAUGCAGUUAAAUUAGGUUUAGACGACAUCAAGUGGCAUGGACUUGGAAAUAAACCACAGGAUACAAUGGGCUUGGAUGAACUGGAGGAGACCAUCAGGAAUAUUAUGUGA
This is a messenger RNA of Macrobrachium nipponense, 690 nucleotides long. RefSeq lists its product as uncharacterized. The record is from RefSeq and is a predicted model, not a curated record. Lineage: Eukaryota; Metazoa; Arthropoda; Malacostraca; Decapoda; Palaemonidae. The coding region runs from base 1 to 690 and encodes 229 amino acids. The transcript has a single exon.